AUGACGACGUUCAGGUUCUGUCGGGAUUGUAACAAUAUGCUGUACCCGCGUGAAGAUCGGGAAGUGCAAAGACUGCUGUUUGAAUGCAGAACUUGCUCCUAUGUGGAAGAAGCUGGAACACCGCUGGUCUAUAGACAUGAACUGAUCACGAACAUUGGUGAGACUGCCGGAGUGGUGCAGGACAUCGGUUCGGAUCCUACGCUUCCGCGAUCUGACAGGGAAUGCCCUAAGUGUCACUCAAGAGAAAAUGUGUUCUUUCAAUCGCAGCAGAGGAGGAGUGAUACUUCGAUGGUUCUGUUCUUUGUGUGCCUGGCCUGCUCACAUAUCUUUACAUCUGAUCAAAAGAAUAAGAGAACCGAGUUUGUUUAA
Molecule: messenger RNA, 369 nt
Organism: Torulaspora delbrueckii
Lineage: Eukaryota; Fungi; Ascomycota; Saccharomycetes; Saccharomycetales; Saccharomycetaceae
Gene: RPB9
Product: DNA-directed RNA polymerase II core subunit RPB9
Exons: 1
Coding region: 1-369 (122 amino acids)
Biological process (GO): maintenance of transcriptional fidelity during transcription elongation by RNA polymerase II; transcription initiation at RNA polymerase II promoter; transcription-coupled nucleotide-excision repair
Cellular component (GO): RNA polymerase II, core complex
Molecular function (GO): zinc ion binding; DNA-directed RNA polymerase activity; nucleic acid binding
Source: RefSeq, a predicted model, not a curated record